Phymastichus coffea is the source of this 1489-nucleotide messenger RNA. Its product is annotated as F-box only protein 6-like. Bases 258 to 1256 code for a protein of 332 amino acids. The record is from RefSeq and is a predicted model, not a curated record. Gene Ontology annotation, molecular function: protein binding; ubiquitin protein ligase activity. Gene Ontology annotation, biological process: SCF-dependent proteasomal ubiquitin-dependent protein catabolic process; glycoprotein catabolic process. Gene Ontology annotation, cellular component: SCF ubiquitin ligase complex; cytoplasm. NCBI's taxonomy places the organism in Eukaryota, Metazoa, Arthropoda, Insecta, Hymenoptera, Eulophidae. The transcript has 5 exons.
GGCGUAUUUCAAUGCGCCAUUCAAAAAUCAAUGGAACUGGCGUAUUAAAAAAUCAUUAGAUUGCGUUUAGUCAAAAAAUUCAAAUGUACGGAUCGAAUGAUUAUUUUUAAAUUGCUGUUCCAGCUGUUGAGCACAUAAGCUGCCAGUUCCGUAAAAACAAGUAUAUUAAUAAGAUUGAUACAAUCAGCACCUUGUUUAAAACCCAAUUCAUAACAAUUAACAAGUUAAAUUACUGCUCAACAAAUCUGAUAUACUAAAUGGGACAACUUAGUGAUAAAUUCAAAAAUAUGUCACUGGCAAUCAAAGAAGAAAGAGUGCCAUAUGAUGAAACUUCUAACAAUGGAUACAUAUUCAAUGAGAAACAUUACAUUCCAGAGGAGUUAUUGUUAGAUUUACUGUCUUAUUAUGUUGAUUACAAAACAUUGAUCAGCUGUCAAUUAGUAUGUAAACAGUGGAAUCUUUUUAUGAAAAAUUAUGUUUGGCGUAAAAAAGCUGAAUUAAUAUUAAGUCAUACACUACCACUAGAUGAAGAUACUCCUUGGACAACUUAUUACUUGAUCUGUCAUAAAAAACCAUUUCACAGAAAUCUAAUUAGAAAUCAUUCAGGACAAAAAAAUUUAAGUUCAGAUCGAAACUGGACAAUUAUAAGUGAUGGUGGUGAUGGCUGGACAGUCGAAAGUCCACCUUCUGGUGUCAUAGCAUUGCCAGAUGAUCCUGUUUUCAAUGGAACAAAUUGCUGCUUUGUCACAUCCUAUGGUAAAUGCUGGAAACAACAAGUUAUUGAUUUGGUAAAGGAAGGCUUAUCUGAAUACUUAUUAGAUAACUGGCAACCACCUAUAAAAGUAAGCGAGUGGUUUAGUAGCAGAUGGGAUUGUUCUGCUGUAUAUGUAUGCACAACUGAACUUAUGUCAGAUGAUAAUGUGGUUUUGAAACAUUAUAAUUAUUCAAGAACAAUGAGAGAUGAAGAUCAAAAUCAAUGGUUCAAGUAUGAAUAUGAGUUUAGAAAUUAUGGAAAAGGAUUGAGAAAAAUUAAAUUUUGCCAUGGUGGUCAAGAUAGACAAUAUUGGGCUGGUCACUAUGGUAGUAAAAUGGCAAGAGCUUGCAUUAUAUUGGAAAUUCCAGAUAGUAUGCAUCAUGAAGUAUCUAUCUCACAAGAAGAAACUGUUUCACCAGAACCAUAUUAUUUAUCAGAGGAACCAAAUUUUAUACGAGAAGAAUGGUCUUACUCUGAAGAAGAAUAUGACUCUGAGGAAUGAUGUGAUUUGUACAUAAAUAUCGAUGUAUGAUAUAUAUAAGAUGAAGUUACGAUAUAAUACUAUGAUUAAGCUUUAAUAAUAUUUUGAAAUAUGCUUAUCAUUAAAUACUACUAUAAUUAAAAUGUACAACACUAUUUUUGUUAAAAAAAAUAAAUUAUUAUAUUUUUAGCUAAAUUGUCGUCUUCGAAUGUUUCACAAUUACUGAAAGUUUAUAAAAAUAAACGAGUUUAAAA